Molecule: messenger RNA, 4841 nt
Organism: Trichosurus vulpecula (common brushtail)
Lineage: Eukaryota; Metazoa; Chordata; Mammalia; Diprotodontia; Phalangeridae
Gene: TCF7
Product: transcription factor 7
Exons: 13
Coding region: 262-1884 (540 amino acids)
Biological process (GO): regulation of transcription by RNA polymerase II; canonical Wnt signaling pathway
Cellular component (GO): beta-catenin-TCF complex
Molecular function (GO): RNA polymerase II cis-regulatory region sequence-specific DNA binding; DNA-binding transcription factor activity, RNA polymerase II-specific
Source: RefSeq, a predicted model, not a curated record
GCCCUCCCGCUUGCUUGCUCACUGAGCCCCCACUUCUAGCCCUUACCCUCCCCCCAGCCCCGGGGAAGCCGGGCGCCGACGCGGGUAGACACGGGUCAACCUCAGCCCUCCCGGGCAGAGGCGCGGAGAAAGGACCCUCCCCGCUACCUCCCCCCGCAGGCCCCGAGGGUGCCCCAGAAGUUAGCCACAGGCAGUUCGGAGUGGAAAAGUGAACCCCAGCGGAGAGAGCGGGAGCGAGAGCCCCGCGGCCCCAGCCGGAUCAUGCCCCAGCUGGGCGGAGGCGGUGGCAGCGGGGACGACCUGGGCGCUACAGACGAGAUGCUAGCCUUCAAGGAUGAGGGCGAGCAGGAGGAGAAGAUUCCCCAGGGCGGCUUCCCCGAGCGGGAUCUGGCUGACCUCAAGUCCUCGCUGGUCAACGAGUCCGAAGGCGCCGGCAGCAGCGGCCAAGCCGGGAGCGGCCCGGGCCAGACAGAGGCGCUCCGGAGAGCUCAGAACUCCCAGAGGCUGUACCAGGACAAACUCCCAGAUGCCUUGGAAGAAGGCCUCAAGGCCCAGGACGGCAGCGGCGUCGGGAUGUACAAAGAGUCUGUGUAUUCGGGCUACAAUCUGCUGGUGCACUACCCGGCCAACGGAGUAAGUGCAGGAGCUGGAGCUGGAGCUGGACCCGGAGCUGGAGCCGGGACAGGAGCCGGAGCCGGGACUGGAGCUGGAGCAGUCUCCGGGGCUGGGCAGCCGCUGCACACCAAGCCUGGCCAGCCCUCCCAUGGAGUUCCCCAGAUCACACCCCUCUAUGAACAUUUCAGCUCCCACCAGACACAUGUCUCUGCUGACAUCAACCAGAAGCAAGGUGUUCAUCGCCCACUACAGACCACCGACAUCUCCAGUUUCUACUCUUUAUCUCCAGGUGGUGUUGGACAGAUUUCCCACACCAUGGGCUGGGCGAGCCCACCUCUCUAUCCCCUCCCCCCUUCCUGUGGAUAUAGACAGCACUUUUCGACUGCAGUCUCCCCGGGGGCACCUUACCCUAGGUUCACCCAUCCGUCUCUGAUGCUGGGCUCAGGUAUGCACACCACUGGCAUCCCCCACCCAGCCAUUGUGCCCCACUCAGGGAAGCAGGAGCUACAGCACUACGAUCGGGGCCUGAAACCUCCAUCAGAAGCCAAGCAGGAGAAAGAAGCUAAGAAGCCAACCAUUAAAAAGCCCUUGAAUGCAUUCAUGCUGUACAUGAAGGAGAUGCGGGCCAAGGUCAUUGCAGAGUGCACACUCAAAGAGAGCGCAGCCAUUAACCAGAUCCUAGGGAGGAGGUGGCAUGCACUAUCUCGAGAGGAGCAGGCCAAGUAUUAUGAAUUGGCCCGAAAGGAACGGCAACUCCACAUGCAGCUCUAUCCUGGCUGGUCAGCCCGAGACAAUUAUGGGAAGAAGAAGAGGAGGUCAAGAGAAAAGCAUCAAGAAUCAAACACAGGGGAGAAGGUGAAAGGGCUGGAGGAAUGCCUCUCUACACUCCAGGUUACCAGGGAGAAUGAAGUGUUCCUUGAAAGCCUAGAAGAAGGGCUACAAGACCCUGGCUCUCCUAAGAAAUGUCGAGCUCGCUUUGGCCUCAACCAGCAGACGGACUGGUGCGGUCCAUGCAGGAGGAAAAAGAAAUGCAUUCGGUACUUACAAGGAGAAGGAGAAGGACGCUGCACCAGCCCAGUUUCUUCAGAUGGCAGUGCUAUAGACUCCCCUCCAUCCCCUCUGGAUUCCCUCCAAUACAUUCGCCCUGCUUUUACCCCAGACCAGCUCACCAGUCCCACUGAUUUCACACACAGACCACCAAGCUGCCCCUUCUCCCUCUCUCUCCAUCUCAAGCCUGCUCCUCAUGGGGUUGGACUCCCAGCAAGGUGAUCCUCAGCCCUCGGCUCCCCAGCAGCCUUUCCAUGAACAUUCAGCAGCAUACAGGCAUCAUGGCAACAGGAACACAAGGGUCCUCCCUCUUCCAUUAGGCAGCCGUGUCAAAGGCUUUCUCCACAGGUGGUCAAGAGCCAGCCAGCCAAUCAAACAAAAACUGGCCUGGGGCCUCACCCCAUUUUCCCACAUAGUGCCCAGCCCUUAUACAACAAAGGGACACACACAGCCUGCCUAAGCUGUGGGGCCCUUGCAGUCAAGCUGUUCAGGAGAGUGGUCAGACCAAUUUCAAAAUGUCACCUCAUGUGCCAGCCCUUCAUGUCCAGCAUGGAUUUCAGCAAGGUGUAGUAGAAGGCACACAUGAGACUUGGAUUCACAACACUGAAGCUCUAGUCCCAGCUCCUGCGGGCUCAGGCAAACUCCUGUCUGAAUCUCAGCUGCCUCAUUUUUAUUAAAAUGGGAUUAACAUCCGUUCUACAAAUAAGGUAACAGACAUGAAAGUGCUAUAAAACAUAAAGUAGUGCUAACUAGCCAGAUGCCCACACCUGUUAAGUAUUAACAGGUCACAUCCUGCUUCUGAUCCUUUUGCUUUAAGCCCCUGCUGAGCCCUGCGCCCACCAGCCACACCUUCCCCUCCUAUGUAUAGCACAUUCUGGAAAGAGGAAAGGGACCUCAAAGCUGCACGUCCAAGACCUAAGUGCCAAUUCUGCCCAGUGACUAGCUGUGGAAGGCGGACUCUUCUUCACAGCAAUGAUGAAGAAAAACUUCUUGUUCAAAGAACAGGAAAACACUGUUUACGGAUAACCAACUGCUUUAGCCUGGCCAAAGGCCCUAUGUAAACUCUGCUUGCGAUAAAUUCCAUACUGAGGGAAGCCAGCAAGUUCUGCAGGAGGACAGAGAAGUCUGGCCACUCACUCCAAGGCACAGUUUGCCUUAACUGCUCAAAAAUAUUUCCUAGAAACCUGAGUUUCCUCAGAAACCUGUCCUAAUGACUCAACGAAGGACAACACAGCUCCCAGUGCCACCAGACAGCCAAGAUGCAGAAAGCCAGUCUGGGGGUUGCUUCUCAGCAGCAGUCCUUAGUCAAAUCACUUUUUGAAAGAAUUUCUAUACAUUUCCAGGUCUAGUUGUUGAAGACCACUUGUUAGAGGGUUGGCCAUUAGAGUCAAGUCUUGAUUAAGGGGGAGUUUAGGUAUAGUAUUUAAGACCCACAGAUGAAUCUCAAACCUCACUUAAACCUUUAGUUUCAACUUCCAAUUCUGAUUCAAACUUGUACUAAUAUCCUCUCAGCUAACAAAGACAGCUUAAGGCUUUCCUCCUGUGGUGCUUCCUGGGUGUCUCCUAGGAGAGAAGGGCCCACUGGAGUGGUAAGAAGAGGGAUGACGCUUCCCUGCCCUGCUCCCCCCAAUCAAAAAUUCCCUAUUUCAUGUGAUCUUUUCAGAUCCAUUGGUUUGGAGUGCUACUAAUCCACUAAAAGUCUAAAAACUACUAAGAUGAUCCAUGCCCCUAUGCAACAGGCUUACUACAGUGGCUAUUAUAAUCAAUUUCUGAGCCUUGGAAUUUUAACAUACACUUUUUUAUGCUUCCUCUCCAGAGUAUACAUAACCUGGUUUCAGAAGGAACCAUUCAUUAUAAGGGUAGCCUAUUUUUUUCCUUCCCUACCCAACUUCUUAUAUACUGAAGACAAUGUAUUAUUUUUGCUAUGGCAUUGCAAGAAAUUAAGAAAAAAAUGAUCUUCAUAGUGUACAAAAUAUUUUUGUAUUUUCUUAAGGCAUCAACAAGGAAUGCAACUUUUUUACGUAAGAAUAAAGAUACUUUUUAACUAGGUUUCUAUAUAAAAGUUUGAACCUUAGGAAGCUGUUUACACUGCGAGCACUACACUUAGUUUGCUUAUUUCCCUUUGUGCAGCUACUACACAGCUGAACCUUGAUACCUGGGGCCUCUGCUAGUUUUUAUUUUCCAUAAGGGUAUACAUAUAAAAGGUCCUGGGGCUUUGCACAGAAAAAUCAGUCCAAGGACAUAACCUUUUUUCUAAAUCAAAACACCAACUUUCUAACCACCUCUCCCCGCCUCCCAGGAAUUGCUCUCUUGUUGGAGUCAAUGCCAUAUUGACAAGAGGGUUUCCCACCCCCCAUGGGGGUCAGGUUUUACAGAUCAUUUCAGUGUUUUUCUCUCUCCUGGGAGAGACUUACCUACCAUGUUUGCUUGGAUCAUCAUCCAAGGGCCCCAAACUUCUGUCCUUUCAAUCUGUUCACUCCUCCCUCCAAGUAACAAAUGACUUUUCAAACCAAACCUACAGACUGAUUCUCAGGCACAGGAAAAAGACACCAUAAGCAGACAGCAUUCCCCAGGCCACAUACAAAGAGCAAAGCAGGGAGAACAAAGUCCACAUGGUGGAUUUUUUGCAAAGGGAACUAAGACCAGUCAGGGUGCCUGGGAGACAGUGGCUACAUUUUGGGACCCAAUAGGCAGUAGAGAACAAUUUCCAGUCUAUUUUAAUAACAAACCCUCUAGGCUUUAUCUCAACUAAUAAUACAUGUGCUUGAUGUUAAUGUAGACAGUAUUUCUUUUUUUUUUUCCCUUUGGGGAAAAAUCAUUUGAUGGAAAAUAAGGUAAAAUCAUUUAUAACAUAGUACUAUUAUAUCCAAAGCAAAAAAUCUAAAUCCUAUUGUUUUAUUAGCUCCCCCAGAUCCCUUUAUUCCAGAAGCUACCCCAAGUGUUAUUUUAUUACAAAUCAUUUUCAUAUUUCUUGUUUGAUUAGUAGCCAAAAUUAAAUUUACACAGUUUUAAUUAUUAUAGAAAUUUUACCUCCAAAAAUGUGAUAAAAGUAGAAGUCACUGCAAAACCUUAUCAUUAUGCCAAAUAAAAUUGCUAUAUGUAGCAGAGAUAAAUAUUUAGUUAUUUGGAGCAAUUGGUCUAACAGUUAUCCAUCACGUCUUGUAAUUUUUUAAAAACUU